This is a messenger RNA of Cyprinodon tularosa, 1474 nucleotides long. It is a transcript of the gene aebp2, whose product is annotated as AE binding protein 2. The record is from RefSeq and is a predicted model, not a curated record. Bases 77 to 1186 code for a protein of 369 amino acids. Lineage: Eukaryota; Metazoa; Chordata; Actinopteri; Cyprinodontiformes; Cyprinodontidae. The transcript has 8 exons. Gene Ontology annotation, biological process: regulation of transcription by RNA polymerase II. Gene Ontology annotation, cellular component: ESC/E(Z) complex.
CGGAUGUGACGUCACGCCCCCCUGCUCGGCUUUAUGUUUGAAGCUGGAAGCAGCAGGAGCCAAAGUUCUGCUCACAAUGGCUCUGCUGAGGCCCCCAGGGACCCAGGAUGGAUCCAUCGAACCGGAACCGGACCAACAGAACCUUCAGCCGCCGGGCUCCGGGGAGCCGAACCGGAACCAGGCGGAGGCUGGAUGCGAACCCGAACCGGGUCCGAACAGAGCCGGGUCUACCCCGGAGGGCUGCCGGGUUCCUGGAGCGGAACCAGGGGGGGCGGAGGACGGGCCGGAGCCCCGCGGAGGAAGCAGGCCGGCGGGCCGCAGGGAGGGGAAGCCUCUGACCCGGAUGAACUCUGAGGAAAGCAUCUGCUCCAUCCAGAUGGACGCCGACAGCACCGCCUCCAGCGGCCGCUCCACCCCUGCCACGGUCACCGGGCCGGGCGGAACCGGGCCGGGCGGCGCCAGCAAGGCUCUGAGCUACACCUGCUGCUGGGACGACUGCCAGCUGCUGUUCUCCUGCAGCCCGGACCUGGCCGAGCACAUCCGGGCCACGCAUGUGGACGGACAGAGAGGAGGGGUGUUCGUGUGUCUGUGGAAGAGCUGUAAGGUCUACAACACGCCGUCCACCAGCCACAGCUGGCUGCAGAGACACAUGCUGUCCCACAGUGGGGACAAGCCCUUCAAGUGUGUGGUCGGGGGCUGCAACGCCACGUUUGCAUCCCAGGGGGGGCUAGCGCGCCAUGUUCCCACCCACUUCAGCUCCCAGGGUUCCUCCAAGGCGUCCGGUCAGGGCAGAGUGAAGGAGGAGUCUCCGUCCAAGGCUGGGAUGAAGAGGAGGAAGAUGAGGAGCAAAUACCGCCGCUCACUGCCUCGACCUCAUGACUUCUUCGAUGCUCAGACCAUGGAGGCCAUCCGCCACCGCGCCAUCUGCCUGAACCUGGCCACCCACAUUGAGAGCCAGGGGAACGGACACAGCGUGGUUUUCCACAGCACGGUGAUCGCCAAGAGAAGAGAGGACUCUGGCAAAGUGAAGGUGCUGCUGCACUGGACGCCUGAAGACAUACUUCCAGACGUUUGGGUGAAUGAAGGCGACAGACUGCAGCUGAAGACCAAGGUGGUCCAUCUGUCCAAGCUGCCCACAGACACGGCUGUCCUACUGGCCCCCAACAUCUACAGGAUGUUUUUCUGAUGAAGACUUCUGGCCUCCUGCGGGUCUCCAGAUGAAGGUUCUUCUUGGUCCCUCCCCAGGAGGCCUUGGUGACGGCUUCCCUCCGCCCCCCCCUCCCAGGAUGACGGCGUCCCUCACUCCGUCCCCCUCUGGGUGGCGGCGUCCCUUUAGUUGUCGUUAGGCUCAGGUUGUAGGAACGCGCUGCUUUGCUGUAGAACUGAGGAUCGUAGUCAGAAUCUCUGUAAAUAAAGAAUGUAAUAUAUUUUUCUACUUUUUCUAGAUGAAGUUUUAAUAAAAGUCUGAAAAUGA